AUGAUACUGACCUUUGGCGAGAAGCCGUCGUUUCAUCUACAAAGACUAAUUUUGAAUAUUAUUUACCACGAAGUGCCUUUUAGUCUCGGAAGCACCCGUUUCAUGAAGGUUGCCAGAGGUCGCAAUAGCGAAGGAGCCUGUGUUUGGAAGGUUUUCUUGACGCAGGAAGAUGCCAUCGUCUACGAACCAUAUCGUAAAGGAGUGUUUCGGAUACGAGAUGCUCUCGUAAAUGCGCCAAAUUGUUGUGUCAUGAAGAGGAUCUACGUUAGCGUUCUUGAUAUUUCUUCUCCGAAGAGCCGUUCUAUCAAAAUCAACACGAAAAUCGCUCAGGUGACUCCAAAAUGGGCCGUUUUAAUACGUCCGUUCCAGAAGCAAACGCUCUGUGAUCGACUGAGUACAAGACCUUACAUUAUUCAGCAAGAAAAAAUAUGGUACAUAUACCAAAUUUUCAAGGCACUAGCACAAUGCCAGAAAGCAAACGUAUGCCAUGGUGAUCUGAAGUCACAAAAUGUUCUCAUUUCUUCGUGGAAUUGGCUACAAAUUACUGACUUCGCGCCAUACAAGCCUUCAUAUCUGCCUCAUGUGAGUCCAGAGAUGAUGUUCGCUCAGAGUGUAGGUAGCUAUUUUUGUUCAGAUGUACGUCUUAUUUCUGAAGGCGUUCUUACUAAGUUAACCAGAGACCUGGAGGAUAAUCCAUCAUCAUUCACAUUCUUCUUCGAUACAAGUCGUCACCAGCACUGUUAUUUGGCACCCGAGCGUUUCCUUUCCUCCGUUGACUACGAAAUCAAUCAUAAGGAGAAAGGAGAUGAGUGGCUUUUUGGUUCACUCGAGCACUCUAUGGAUCUAUUCGCUGCUGGUUGUGUCGUUUACGAGUUGCUUCAUGAAUCAGGAAAGCCACCAUUUUCAUACGGGGAACUGUGCAACUACAAGCUAAUGUCAGACAGCGAAGCAGCAGCAUUUGUGGAAAGGUUGCUGCUAAGUAUAGCACCACAAUACCGACCUCUCUUAAAAAUGUUGUUGUCACGUGAUCCAUCAGUGCGGCUUACAGCACAGCAAGUGGUGAGUUCAUUCAUUUCCAGGCUGAAACGAGACGAGAAAUCCAUUUGGCAACGGCUUACUGAAUGUGAGGAAAACCAUCCCUAUGCUGUGCUCUUCAUUUCACUCAUCACAGCCAACAUCCGUGUGUUACGAGGCGUUCCAGCUAAAAUCGAUGCCAUGAAUAUGCUUGUCAAGUUGUCCUCGCUUUGUGUUCCUGUGGUGGCAACUGAACGCAUACUUCCUUACUUGGUUAUCGAUGCCCAAGUACGUGCUGCAGCAGUCUAUUCAAUCACAGAGCUCUUACGACCAAUUGAGCCGACCACCUUCGAAGAUUCUCUUAUCUUCAUCGACUAUCUUCUGCCAGAAUUGCGCUCUACUGCUCACUUUCAGUCCUCAAUGCUGAGUGACAAGCGACAUCCUUGUCCGACUCAUGUUCUUCUUGCUGUUGCAACAAAUUUGGGAGAUCUUGCUGAAACUGCCUAUAGGUAA
Messenger RNA from Angiostrongylus costaricensis, 1527 nucleotides. The record is from the annotation of a GenBank genome assembly. NCBI's taxonomy places the organism in Eukaryota, Metazoa, Nematoda, Chromadorea, Rhabditida, Metastrongylidae.